CUUCAUUAAAUGUUUGUGGGCUCAACAAGGCAUAGAAAUAGAAGGGGGUCCAAGCACAAUCCUUAUCCACAACAUCACAAAAAAAAACUCUUUGUGCUUAGUGUGAUUCUUUGGCAAAAAUGGUAGGAAUGUGGUCUAUGAUUAGGCAAAUCGAUCAAACAAAAACAACAUGGGCCAUAAAGGCCCGAGCUACAAGGGUUUACCGAGAACCUGCGCAUGAUGGUUUUCCCCCUUCUAUGGAAGUCAUAUUCCAUGAUGAAGAGGGUUCUAAGAUUCACGGUCACAUCCCAGAUCAAUUUAUCGCAAAUUUUUUUGGAUUGUUUAGGGAGGGCCGUGUUUAUGCUAUAAAAAAUUUUAUGGUGGAAGAAAAUUUCAUGUUUUUUAAAACCACUACAAGCGCUUAUAGGCUGCGCUUCUUCAAAAAGAGUGAGGCGUUUGAAAUCAAGGUUCCGUUUCCCUUGAGGACAUUUUCGUUGGUGUCCUUUGCUGCGUUGCAGGCGCAGGACUCUAUCGACGACCGGGCAGCGAUUGAUAUCAUUGGACAAGUCGUCCAUGAUAAGGAUCCCAAGACAAUUCGUAAAAAUGAUCGCCCUAAAAAAUUGGUUGAGCUAAUUCUUGGAGAUACAGAGGGCAAUGUCAUAGCAUGCACUCUUUGGGGUCCUAUGGUUGAUAUGUUGUUGUCGUUCAAACUAACUACGGGCGAACCCAUUGUCAUGUUGCUUCAAUGCUGCCGGGCUAAAAAAUACCAAGGGCAAGUGCAUGUAUCCAACAUGUUUAAUACAACCAAGGUUAUUCUUAACGGUGUGGAAGAUGAGUUCAAUGAUUUUAAAUCAAAAAUGGCUUCCAGAUGUGGGGAGGGUUUGAGCUUUACCAUUGCAUCUGAUACGUCAAAUGAUGUUGACAUUAGCACUGGUCAGAUUCAGUUGGUAACUAUUGAGCAACUCACUAAAAUGGAAGAGGAUGGAAAGCACUGGAUAUAUGGAGAGAUUGCUGGCAUUGAUAACCACAAAGAUUGGUCUUAUGUUUCGUGCAUUGGUUGUAAUCGUAAAGUGACUCCAAAUGGUGACGGUUUUCAAUGCCUCUCUUGCAAUUCCUCCGACGCUGUUUUGAGGUACAAGGUCAACAUUAGAGUGGUUGAUACAACUUCGCACGCGUCCUUUCUGCUCUGGGACAGAGAGGUGUCGUGCUUGAUUGGGCGAUUUGCUGCGUCGCUGAAAGAACAAGUAAAUAAGAGGAAUUUUGGACCCCAUUAUUUCCCUUCCGAAAUCAACGCCUUGAUGGACAUCAAGGCCCUAUUCCGCGUACAGUAUAAACGUGACAGCAGAAAUUUUAAGGGUAAUCAGACCUACAGCGUUCUCAGAAUGAAUACCGACCCUAGAGUUAUCUCACUCUAUGUGACCGAGACCACAUCAACAGAGGAGGAUGAAUUUUCCUUGUUGAAGAGGGAGUUUUCUGGUGGAGAAAGGGUUGUGUCUUCGGAGCAUGUGAAUUCGAACAGUCCCUUGCUGGACAAGGAGCAGAGAAGUGCCCUAGAAGUUGAUACCGAGAGGAUCAAGAGGAAUCUGUUUGGGGAAUCAUCGUCUACCGAGGCAGCUAAAAAUGUGCCACCCAAAAAGAUGAAGGGUAUCAAGAUCGAGGGGUCUAAAAACUAAUGCUAUCCUAUGGACCUAUAAUUAGUUUGGGUUUGCAUUGGAUAUUAAUAAGUGUUUUGGGGAAGGGCCUUAAAUAAAACGUGCGGGAUGGAGAAUGAUAUCAGGAAUAGAUAUGCUGCAAUACAUGUGGUCAGCGUCUCCAAUGUUUCCCUUUUUUGUAUUUUGUUGGCUAUUAACGCACUACUACCUAAAGUGUUAUAUUUAUAAUGCAUAUCUAAGGUGAAAUAUGUGUGUUCCAUAUUAAUGCAUGGACCUUAUGUAUUGUAAAAUAUAAAUGUAUGAAGUCUAUGUUGGGGCUAUGUAUUCUACUCCAAUAUUAAUGUAUUGAUGCUAU
Cuscuta epithymum is the source of this 1986-nucleotide messenger RNA. The record is from the annotation of a GenBank genome assembly. Lineage: Eukaryota; Viridiplantae; Streptophyta; Magnoliopsida; Solanales; Convolvulaceae.